Molecule: messenger RNA, 1382 nt
Organism: Oreochromis aureus
Lineage: Eukaryota; Metazoa; Chordata; Actinopteri; Cichliformes; Cichlidae
Exons: 6
Coding region: 37-1083 (348 amino acids)
Biological process (GO): response to bacterium
Source: RefSeq, a predicted model, not a curated record
UACUGUGGUACUGUGAGACAGGUCUACUGUACCACAAUGAUCGGAGGACUGUCUGCUUUGAUUCUUCUUAGUACAACAUCCUUGCUUCAUACUGCAGAGGUUCCUCAUCUGAUCUCUUUGACUACACUUGAACUUGGUGGCAAUGCCACUUUUCACUGUCCGUUCUCUGAGAAGACAGACAGAUUCUUCCACUGGUAUAAGCAGUCUCUUGGGAAAAUGGUCCAAACAGUAGCUACAGUAGUUUAUAACAAGAUAGAGUUCAUCAGUCCAUUUAAUCAUACCCGUUUCCAUGUCCAUAAAUCAAAUGAUCAGUGUUUUCUUACUAUCAAUCACAUAAACAAAGAGGAUGAAGCAACAUACUUUUGUCAAACUGGAACCGAGUUUUUACAGCAUUUCGUUAGAGGAUUCUUCUUGGCUGUAAAUGAUUAUAAUCACCAGACAUCUGUCUAUGUGACGCAAACUCCAAAGUCAUCAUCAGUCCAACUUGGAAACACAGUCACCCUCCAGUGUUCAUUAUUCGCCAAGAACAAAGAAAGCAGUGUUCAGUGUCCCAGUGAUCACAGUGUGCACUGGUUCAAAAGUGGAUCAGGAGAAAACCAUCCAAGUAUCAUUUACAGAAAUUUCACUCAUAGAAACAGCAUGGAUGAUACAGAGAGACGCUGCAUCUACCAUCUGUCCAAAACAAUACAGAACUCCUCUGAUACUGGGACUUACUACUGUGCUGUCGUCACAUGUGGAGCGAUACUGUUUGGUGAAGGAUCUAAAGUGGACACAAGAACAGAACUGGACCCAGUUAUUCUUAUUCUUGGAGGACUGUUGGUCUGCUGUGUGACUGUAAUCAUCGUCCUCAUUUCCUGCAUGACUUGUUGUCAUUUCAAAGGAGCAACAAGUGUUUCCCAUCAUCUGGGACAUAACAAGUCAGUUGCAAAUCCGACAAAUGAUUUGGAUGGAGAAGCAAAAGAUGUUAACUAUGCACCAUUGGAUUUCUCUACAAGGAAGAUGAGACAAGGAAAAAAGAAGAAGAGUGACUACACAGACUGUGUGUACUCUUUUGUCAAAUCAGAAGGCCAAAACCAGCAGUAGCCUCCUCUCAGAAAAGAAAAUAAUCCUCAGCUUGCUUAGUCAUUGUUUCAUUUGAUUUGUAACAUUGUAUUUCCUUUUCCAAGACAUUUUGCUGGGAACCAGUUGACCAUCAAAUGACAUCAUUUGGCAACUAGCGUUGCCAAUUUUUGAACUAUCAAUUAAGGGACACUCUGGUGUGCCAGAAGCACAAUGUACAAUAAGCUGGGCAAACUGUAAAUAUGCACUAUGUGCAUAAUUAUGUAUACUGCACUAUGCAAAUAUUUGUGCAUAUUGUUCUAAUAAAAAUGCAGUAAAAUGUU